AUGGAAAACGACGCACUUGUGCUCGUUUGGCAGGUGGUCAACGAGCUGAGCGAACAGUUGGCUCACAACCAGAAGCUUACGGCCGCAUUGCAGUCUCAAGCUGGGGUAUUAAAGGCGACAACCCAAGCCACUGCUGGGUUCGCAUUGCGUCGCGUCAAUGCAGAUAUUUCCAAAGAGCUUUUUGAAUCAGAAUUGGAGAGGUUAAAUGCCCAAAUUAUAAUCGAAAACCAAACAUUACUGCACGAAAAUAAACAACUCAGCCUUCUGCUAAAAGAAUAUGAGGGCACAAUGGACACCAUUAUGUCCAAAUUCCGGAAUCAUGCUCUUGCCGCCCAACAGCAUGAGCUAACUCUGACACGACAUUACGAAACUCUGCUCGCUGCUCAUGACUCUCAAAAUGCUUCAUCUAGAUUUGUCCUCAGUCCCAACAUCACGCAAUCGCUGCACCGCCUAUCCCUUUACCUUCGCGGUCUACUCAAAACUAUGGCUGGAGAAAACUACGACCCGUUUCAGAAUCCUGAUCCGGAUUAUGAUGGUGCAAGUAUAAAUGGUGUGGAUUUGCAAGAGCUAAGUAACCUUUUGGAGGCCCUGGACGAACGUGGUACAGGUGGUUACCCGGGAAUAGAGGGACGUCAAGACUGGGCUCUUGAACGGGAAUGUGAAAUAUCAAGAUUAGAAAGAGAAAACGAAGAGCUACGACGGAUGCUAGGAAUAGACGAGGCCAGUAUGACCUCUCGCGGCCUAACUGUGGAUGCGGAUAGAAUAGAGAGCGGGCGCAACUCAACAUAUCUCGCCAACUCUCGGCGGCAACCUCCAAAUAUGGACCAAUUUUCUGCCAAUAGACCAAUAUACUGGGAUGCAAACGGUCAGCAAAUCGGUAAUCUGCAAAGGGCCAUGGAAAUACAACCAGGGAUGCGAGCGGGCCAGCAAGCGAGGAGAACGGCUAUCUUUGGUGGUGCACAACAAAGAGGUGGGUUUAUAGGUGGCGUUGGGAGAGGUAUGGGUGCUGGUGUUGGCGGGGGACCCGUCAACAUGCCGAUGUGGAAUCAACCUUCAACCCCAGUGGCAGGAGUUCCUUCUGAUCGACAGUGGCAUUUGCAAGGCGGAUCAUCUGGCCUGGACUUGAAUCGAUAG
Molecule: messenger RNA, 1134 nt
Organism: Psilocybe cubensis
Lineage: Eukaryota; Fungi; Basidiomycota; Agaricomycetes; Agaricales; Agrocybaceae
Exons: 4
Coding region: 1-1134 (377 amino acids)
Source: RefSeq, a predicted model, not a curated record